UUUAAAUGCUGUAGUUACCCUGGGAUGUUUCGGUUGUGUAUUUGGUAAUAAUAUGUACCUAUGUCUGCUAGGUACAACAAAAAGGAGAAGGAGGGGGAUCUCAAGAUCCUAAUGCAAGGCAUUGGUCUUCCAACAGCUUCUAUGACUGGACAAGGAGAACCAGCACCAAAACCGAAGCCAGUGUCUUUGCAGUCUGGAGAGACUCCUCCCUUCCAGUUUCAGUGUCCACCUGAUACUGCUGGCAUGGCCAAGUUAAAGAAAAGGACCAUAAAAGCGCCAUUAACACCAACUUUACUACCGCCAAUCCCCCCUAUGCCUUCUUCACCUGUCUCUGGACCUGUACAGUCCCAAGUGAUAGUGACACCACCACUGCCCACAACCAUGGUAACAACUGUACAGCCAGGACAGAAGAGGAAAGCUGUGGAUGCAGGGAUGGUAAAGAAAAGAAAGACCGCAACUGUCAAGUGCCCUAAGUGUGGAGAAGAGAGAACACCUCCCACUCACCAACAGUACAUGGGCUUCAGAUACUGUGGAAAGACAGAGACAACAUCCUUUGAUGAAUGGAGGGCAAGUUUAAAAGAAAGGGCCAGGAAAGGAAAGGACCGCAGUAGAGCCAUGUGAAGUCUGCAGAAGGGCAGCCAGUUUCCACAGUUGAGCCUCCUCAGUCAUCUGUUGCUACCAUACAUUUGUAUGAAGGACAAUUUGUGGAGUAGGAAAUGGUAGCAAAAAAAGCCAUAAAAAUUUAAAGCAGCCUGCCCUAUUACAAAUAUUUCUUUUAAUAUUGGGAUACAGUAGAAGGCUCCAAGCCCUUGCAAAAGCAGAGGAAAUUUUUUUUUGACUUUCUUAACUAAUCCAAAUUUGUCAUAUAUAUAUGUUGAUAUUUUCAUGAAAUUGUGUAAAAAAUGUUGGUUUUUCAUAAAUCUGUGUCAUAUAGCAAGUUCUGCAAAGAAGAAAAAGCUUCCAUAGUUCUAUAGUAUCAAAAACAACACUGUAAUUGUAAUGAUAUAGAAUAUCUGCUUACUUUUGUCCAGGACUCCAUCCCCUUAUUUGGCCAAGUUAGACAAUCCUGAUUCUAAUGCAAACAUCCCAGUCCCCAUGGUCAGAAGCUCUUCAAUCAGGUGAAACACCAGGAACAACAGACGAAACUGUACCAUCAAAGGAUGGCUGUACUGUAAGUGGUACAUUAGGCUAUGGUGAUGUUCACAAUACUGAGAGUGACAUAUGUUUGGGGGGUGAGGUCAAAGCUUGGAGGGUCAAAUGUCAAGGUUUGAAGAGUGAAUGGCUAAGGUGUUCAGGACGAAUAGUCAAUGUUUGUAGAGUAAAAGGACAUGGUUUGAAGGAUGAAAGGUCAAGGCUUGAAUGGUGAAAGGUUUAAAUUUUGAAGGUUAAAGGUCAAUGUUUAGAGGGACAAAGUUAAGGGUUUGUAUGGUAAAAAGUCAAGGUUUGGAGACUGAAAGAUCAAAUUUUUGAGGGUUAAAGGUAAUAAUUAAGGUUUGGAGGGACAAAAGGAAAGGUUUAUGAUUGCAGUGUGAGAGGUCAAGGUUUGGAGACUGAAAGGUCAAGGUUUUGAGGGUGAAUUGUUGGGUUUUUUAGGUAUAUUUCCGCAGCAAUAGUAAUAAAGUGAAGUUCGUCUGAUAUAAACCUUCUUCGUAUUAAUUAUAACCAUACAAUGUUGUUAACUUUAGCUCACCUGGUCCGAAGGACCAAGGUGAGCUUAUGCCAUACCGUUGCGUCCGUCUUCCGUC
Messenger RNA from Pecten maximus, 1745 nucleotides. Its product is annotated as acrosin-like. NCBI's taxonomy places the organism in Eukaryota, Metazoa, Mollusca, Bivalvia, Pectinida, Pectinidae. The record is from RefSeq and is a predicted model, not a curated record. Bases 61 to 621 code for a protein of 186 amino acids. The transcript has 2 exons.